AAAUGAGAUACACAGUCGACACAGUCUGUUAUGGAGAAAGGACUGUGUUCUGCAAUGAAAUCUGUAUCCAUAAUGAUUUUGAAUACUAAUGCGGCUUAUAGCGCGUGUUCGAAACGUGAAUGAUGAUAGAUCAGAUAUUAUUCGCGAAUAAUUUGAAUAUCGAAUUGUGAAAGUUAAUUAAUUUACCGCAGUGAACACGGGUUUCCUAUAUUGUGUCAUUGACUCGAGAAGAAGUGUCAAAAUCGUUCAAGCUUGACUUGUCUUGUGCUUGCCAAAAGUUUCUUUAGAAAAAGCGCUAGAAAUUUGUUUAUGAAACCUCAUUUGAUCGAACGAAAUUGAACAAUUAAAACUACGUAUUUUUUAGCCAAUCAUUAUUACCAGGCAGAAAACUGUUAUUACUUCUUCAGUAGCUUUACACGGAAACGAAAAGAUGUUGUUAGAUGCACAAUGAAAUUAAUGUCUUUCUGCGAUUAGCUAUCAAUAUGUGCUUAAACAUGAUACUGAUGGAAAAAAGUUACCGAACAAUCAGCAGGAUGUGUUUUGCUAAUGGUUUUUACUACUGAUCGCAUCUUUGCUGAGGUCAGAGAGUAAUGCCGGUUCAUCAGAUCAAUGUUAAUCCGCCUGACUGGCAACCACCUCUGUCUCUUGGUCCUGCCAAUAACAAUAGCCCAGCUACUGGUGAAGGUUUACCAGAAUGGACACCAAGGGAAUCAACAUAUGCAACAGUAGUUACUAUCAUACCAGAUCAUUGUCACUCAUCUGUGAGUACAUUGUCUUCGAGCAAUCAUGAUAUUUGCAGAAUAUGUCAUUGCGAAGGUGAAGAAGGUGCUCCUCUCCUGGCACCUUGUUAUUGUAGUGGCAGUUUGCGCUACGUACAUCAGGCUUGCCUUCAACAAUGGAUAAAAGCUUCAGACACGCGUGCUUGUGAAUUAUGUAAAUUCACAUUUAUUAUGCAUGCUAAAACAAAACCAUUCUGUGAGUGGGAGAAACUUGAAAUGUCAACCCUAGAAGUGCGUAAAUUGUGGCGUGCACUUGCUUUCCAUGCAGUAGCUGCACUUUGCGUGGCUUGGUCUUUAUAUGUACUUGUAGAACGGUCUGUGGAAGAUGCAAGACGUGGGUACGUGGACUGGUCUUUCUGGACUAAGCUAAUAGUUGUUGUCAUUGGUUCUACAGGGGGCUUAGUUUUUAUGUAUAUCCAAUGUAAAACAUACCUUACACUAUGCAGAAAGUGGCGAGCAUUUAACAGAGUAAUAUUUAUUCAAAAUGCUCCUGAGAAAGUGGUGCUUCCUCCCUCACCUACAGACUCUUUGAGAGAAGUAACAUUGCCUCUAAAGGAUCCAACUGCCUCGAUGCCUGAGCUCAAUCACACAUUAUUACCCCGUAACAUAGAUCCUCCAUGUGCCUCGCAGAUGGUAAAACCAGAUUCUGCCGCGCCUCCACAAAGGCACGACGCUCAAUUGAAACUUUAUGUAUUUGAUAAAUUGUCCUCGUCGGAAGACAACUUGUAAUACAGUCGGGGUAAUAUCGACGGCUGCUAAUUUUAUAUUAAUGAUUAACAAAAUGUAAUGCAGACAUAAACGUGUGUCUAGAAUGAGCCGUAAUUCUAGACUAACAAUACGAUUUCGAAAAAUCGAAGUUUCUAUUUCGAAACUGUCAAAUGUCCGCCCUUAUGGAACACCUUUAUCUGAAACUUAGUACUUCAGUGCUUACAUUGACAAUGGGAUAGCUGGAAAUGCCUAGCCAACAGGCUAGGAUAUUCUCAGACAUUUGUGUACAUAAUUAUUGUAUCUGUGAUGUUAUUAAAUAAACUUUACCAUAUUUAAACAAUA
This is a messenger RNA of Hylaeus anthracinus, 1829 nucleotides long. RefSeq names its product E3 ubiquitin-protein ligase MARCHF8-like. The transcript is spliced from 6 exons. Bases 591 to 1508 code for a protein of 305 amino acids. Gene Ontology annotation, biological process: immune response; antigen processing and presentation of peptide antigen via MHC class II; protein polyubiquitination. Gene Ontology annotation, cellular component: lysosome; late endosome membrane; early endosome membrane. NCBI's taxonomy places the organism in Eukaryota, Metazoa, Arthropoda, Insecta, Hymenoptera, Colletidae. The record is from RefSeq and is a predicted model, not a curated record. Gene Ontology annotation, molecular function: ubiquitin protein ligase activity; MHC protein binding; zinc ion binding.